Molecule: messenger RNA, 1494 nt
Organism: Pseudoliparis swirei
Lineage: Eukaryota; Metazoa; Chordata; Actinopteri; Perciformes; Liparidae
Product: bcl-2-like protein 1
Exons: 3
Coding region: 316-981 (221 amino acids)
Biological process (GO): intrinsic apoptotic signaling pathway in response to DNA damage; negative regulation of intrinsic apoptotic signaling pathway; extrinsic apoptotic signaling pathway in absence of ligand
Cellular component (GO): mitochondrial outer membrane
Molecular function (GO): protein heterodimerization activity; protein homodimerization activity
Source: RefSeq, a predicted model, not a curated record
UGGUGCAGCGGCCGGAGGAGGCGGGACUUGAGGCUGGUACAGUAGCGGUAUUGGCCAACCGCCAGCGUGCAUCCCAGUCCAGGCCACAGACUGCCGUUGCAAAAAUGUCCAUAUUGUGUCUGCAUUCACCAUUCCAGCUUUCAGUAACUCCAUAGCUGCACUUUGAAAAAGAGGAACAACAUUUGAAUAGUUUCUGCUGUUGAGGGAGAAGCAACCUCAGGAAUGAAGAAGCUGGCAGACUGAGUGUAAUGGCAGGAGGACAGAUGGGGACGCGUUAGACUGGCCGUGCUUCGGAGGUUUCACUUUGUGGAAAUAAUGUCGAACAUCAACAGAGAGCUGGUGGAGUUCUUCAUAAGCUACAAGCUGUCGCAGAGGAACUACCCAACCUCUCUGCUGAGGCCAGAGGAGGACGCUAGCGGGAGGACGGAGGGAGACGGAGCCAACCCGGCAUCCGGUAACGGCUCGCUGGUCAACAGCGGGGAUGACGGCGGCCAGCCGGGGACGCCGUCGCCAUCCGGUGACAUGGAGGCUGUAAAGGUGGCUCUGCGGGACUCGGCGAAUGAGUUCGAGAUGCUCUUCACGCAAGCGUUCAGUGACCUUUCCUCGCAGCUCAACAUCACCCCCGUCACGGCCUACCACAGCUUUAAGAGCGUGAUGGACGAGGUGUUCAAGGACGGGGUCAACUGGGGUCGCGUGGUGGGCCUGUUCGCCUUCGGCAGCGUCCUGUGUGUGGACUGCGUCGAGAAGGACAUGAGCGAGCUGGUUUCCCGCAUCGCAGACUGGAUGACCAUGUACCUGGACGAGCACAUCAGCGCGUGGAUCCAGGGCCAGGGAGGAUGGGACUGCUUUGCCGAGAUUUUUGGGCGGGUCGGCGCUGCAGAGGCGAGGAUGUCUCCGGAGACCCUGAGGAGAUGGCUGCUCGUCGGAGUGGUGCUGCUAAUAGGAGUGCUCGGCGGGAUGGCCAUCAGCAAGAAGCGGUGAAGUCGCUGUCAUCUCGCCCAAACACACACACACACACACACACACACACACACACACACCCCGUGUGAUGCCACGCCAAGAAAAGUCAAACUAAAUAGUUGAUGUUUACAUAAACAGCCCAGUCUGCUUGUGCACUGACAGAAUGUGGGUUGGCUAAAGUUUGUGGGUGUGCAGCCAUAAAUAUGUCGCUUGGUGAGUUGUUACACUUCACACCCUGCUUUGUCCUCUUCUUUUUUCUUUGUGUGUGUGUGUGUGCGUGCAUGUGUGUGUGUGUGUGUGUGACAGCUGAUUUUUUAGUUAAAGCGUGUUGUUCUUCUGACGGGAAGCGCUUUAAAUGAACCGGAUAAGCUAAGAGUCAGUGGAGCAGUUAUCCAAGGACCAAUUUUUGAUUACUUACAAACCGACAGACAGAAUAUAAGUUAUGCUUCAUCUUCACUGUGUAUUGCUCAGCUCCUUUGGUUGACUGUACUGGAGUGUUGGCCAUGCUUAAAGAAAUAAAUCUAUUUAUGUUUU